AUGAAUGCGCACAGGAACCUUCGCCAAGAACAUGCCCAGGAUGCACGUGGAGAAGCAAUCACAGCUGGUUCGGAAUAUAUGAGAUCCUUUCCUAUGAACUCGAUCAACCUCUCCUUACCUCCUGAGAGUCACGUGACUUGGUUCAAUAUUGAUCAAGUGAGUAGUGGACAUUUCAAGUUUAAUCCUCAUGAAGAAGAUAGAGUCAUUCAGGUUUCCCAAGCAAAAGGUGCUUACUUUCAAGCUCACUAUUUGACGAAAGUAAACAACUCGGAGGGCAAUUUCAGGUUUCAUGGUCGAGCUACCUUUCAACCGUUCAUAAUGGAAUGGAAGAAACUAUCUUGCACAAUUUUGGAGACAUUUUGCACCAAGCUGGGGCCUCUAUCCAACACUUUCCAUCACGGAAAUGGCGAAAUGAGUAUUUCUUUGUACAACUUGAAAGUUAUUGGCGAGUUACCAAUUUUGGGCCUCCCAUAUGACGAGUUCAUUCCUCUAAACGAAGAAUUAUGUCGUGAAGACUUCUAUCAUUCGAGUGUUGGCGAACUUUUGAGAAUCCAUGCACAGUUACACAUUUUCCAUCAGAAAGGUCAAGUUUACCACAAUCACUGGGCUGAGCAUUUUUUCCGAAGAGAAGCUAUAUAUGGUGCUACUAGCAAUGGCAAGAACGUAAUUCCUAAACAAGUAGCUGAGGCUAGGAAACUUCCUUUGAACAUUUCUCACGAGGGUCAACUGGCUGCUUUCUUGGCUUUUUGGCUUAGCCAUUUUGUCAUGCCAACUAGCAAGGCCAUAAGGCCCAAGUGCUUCUAUAUGGCAAGUUUGAUGGCUCGUGGGCUCAAAGUUUGGCUUGCUCCAGCGGUAUUAGGUGUUAUUUACCAUGCUCUUGGUACAGUUGCUACUCAUCUUAGAGGCCCUGACCUAGCAAACACAUGUCUUCCCAUUCUCUAUGUGCUUGGAUGGUUAGGCGAGUAUUUUCCUGACCUGACUACACGUCGAUGUGAUAGCGACUUUCCAGAACAUUACCCUCUUCUUGCAAGGUAUAGCCAAAUCGAGGCCAAAUAUGUUGACCUCACUCGAGCUAGGAUAAUCUUCAUAAGGGAUUAUGUGGUUUGUCGCCCUAAUGUCUUCCUUGCACAUGAGGAUUAUAUCCUUUUAGACACAGAGACACUAGCAUAUGAUACCUUUGAGUACUUAAUUUGCAUGCGCUCUGCAUUGCUUCUUGUAAGGGUAGGUGGCGAUCUUUGGUUGGAGCCUUACUACCCAAACAGAUUUGCUCGCCAGUUUGGCUUUGAUCAAGGAUUUUCGGCGAACCAACUUCUAUUUAGUGUACGUGAGAGGUAG
Molecule: messenger RNA, 1335 nt
Organism: Prunus armeniaca (apricot)
Lineage: Eukaryota; Viridiplantae; Streptophyta; Magnoliopsida; Rosales; Rosaceae
Source: the annotation of a GenBank genome assembly